Phascolarctos cinereus (koala) is the source of this 945-nucleotide messenger RNA. Its product is annotated as olfactory receptor 5B12-like. Gene Ontology annotation, molecular function: G protein-coupled receptor activity; olfactory receptor activity. Gene Ontology annotation, cellular component: membrane. Gene Ontology annotation, biological process: G protein-coupled receptor signaling pathway. NCBI's taxonomy places the organism in Eukaryota, Metazoa, Chordata, Mammalia, Diprotodontia, Phascolarctidae. The record is from RefSeq and is a predicted model, not a curated record.
AUGGAGAACAGGUCAGAAGUGAAUGAAUUCAUCCUUGUAGGAUUGACAGAUGCUCCAGAGCUCCAGUUCCCUCUCUUCAUAAUAUUCACCUUCAUCUACUUCACCACCCUGGUGGGGAAUCUGGGGAUGAUAGCCUUGAUCUGCUGGGUAGCCCAUCUCCAUACACCCAUGUACUUGUUCCUUAGUAAUCUCUCUCUGGUGGAUUUUGGUUAUUCUUCAGCCAUUACUCCCAAGGUAAUGGCUAUUUUCCUCAUGGAGGACAAGGUAAUCUCCUACAGUGGGUGUGCUGCACAGUUUUUCUUCUUUGUGGCCUUUUCCACUGUUGAAAAUUUUCUUCUGGCUGCUAUGGCCUAUGAUCGCCAUGCAGCUGUGUGUAAGCCCCUCCAUUAUACCACCACCAUGACAUCCAAUGUGUGUGUGGGUCUGGCUGUUGGUUCCUACGUCUGUGGUUUUCUGAAUUCCUCCAUUCAUACAAGAGACAUUUUCAGCUUUGACUUCUGUAGUUCCAAUGUGGUCCAUCACUUUUUCUGUGAUUUUCCAGCACUUGUGCCUCUCUCCUGUUCUGAGACAUACAUAGGUGAACUGAUUGUCUUCUUUGUUGUAGGAUUCAAUGUCUUUUUUGCCUUUUUUAUCAUCUUGAUAUCCUACUUAUUUGUCUUUAUUGCCAUCCUGAGGAUGCGUUCAGCUGAGGGUCGACAGAAAGCUUUCUCCACAUGUGCUUCCCACCUCACAGCAGUGUCCGUAUUCUAUGGGACAGUUAUCUUCAUGUACUUACAACCUAGUUCUAGUCAUUCCAUGGACACAGACAAAGUAGUGUCUGUCUUCUACACUGUAGUUAUCCCCAUGUUGAACCCUCUGGUCUAUAGCCUGAGAAAUAAAGAUGUCAAGAAUGCUUUCAUUAAAAUUUCUCAGGGUGCAAAAUUAUCAUUAGGCUUAUCCAUUUAA